This is a messenger RNA of Podarcis raffonei (Aeolian wall lizard), 6368 nucleotides long. It is a transcript of the gene CLN8, whose product is annotated as CLN8 transmembrane ER and ERGIC protein. The coding region runs from base 414 to 1280 and encodes 288 amino acids. Gene Ontology annotation, cellular component: endoplasmic reticulum; membrane. NCBI's taxonomy places the organism in Eukaryota, Metazoa, Chordata, Lepidosauria, Squamata, Lacertidae. Gene Ontology annotation, biological process: lipid homeostasis. The record is from RefSeq and is a predicted model, not a curated record. The transcript is spliced from 3 exons.
UUGCUCCAAAUUUCAGGGCUCCACCCCCCACCCCAAGAAAAAAACACGCACACACACAGAGAGAGGUCCAGGGGAAGCAGUUGUAUGCCUCUGUGUGUGUGUGUCUGCUUUGCGUGCGCCUCGUUUCCUCCAGCGCUUCCUGGCGCACCGGGCUUUCGCCGUCCGCCGAUUCGCCGAGAGGCGCAUGACGGGAAGCCCGGGGUAGGGCAGUUGCGAGGAGCAGCAACAAGAUCAAGUGACUGGAGGCCUCUGUCCCUGCAACAUCGGAUCCAAUGGCAGCGUGUAUUGGGCCACAGCUAAACCUAACGGCAGAAAUUUGAGAUCCGUAAGCAGGCCCGAGACGUGGGCGAGAUCUUCCUGGGUGUGGGGAAACACACUCUCACAAGUUCAGCUUUGCAGCGUGAACUGAAGAAAUGAAUCUUGAAACUGCUGGGCCGACAUCCUCGUCCCUGUUUUCGUGGGAUUACGUUCUGUGGGAAGUCCGUCUGAAGCUAGUGGCGGCUGGCUUCUUCCUCUACUUGGGAGUGUUCCUCCUCUCACACUGCCUGUCUUCAUGGCUGGUAGCCACUUACCGCUCGUUGCCAGCGAAGGAGAAAGUCUUCUGGAACCUGGCUGCUACGCGAGGCGUGUUUGGCAUCCAGAGUUGUGUCGCCGGCUUGUGGGCCUUGCUUUUCGAUCCGGUUUUUCAAGCCGACAAGGUCUACUCCCAGCAGGAGUGGAGCUGGUUCAACUGCCUCAUAGCCUCUGGCUUCUUCCUGCUCGAAAAUGUAGCUGUUCACGUUUCCAACGUUGUCUUCAGGACAUUUGACUUGUUCUUAGUCGUUCACCAUUUCCUUGCCUUCGGUGGCUUUUUUGGUCUGGUCACCAACAUAAAGUCCGGGCACUACAUCCCCUUGAUGGGAAUGUUGCUGGAGAUGAGUACGCCUUUCACUUGCAUAUCGUGGAUGCUUUUAAAGGUCGGCUUGGCAAAGACUUCCUUUUGGAAGGCAAACCAGUGGCUGAUGAUCCACAUGUUCCAUUGCCGCAUGAUUCUUACCUACCACAUGUGGUGGGUGUGUAUUUCUAACUGGAACGCUGUUGUGGAGAACCUGGGCCUCCUGCAUUUUGCUGUCGUCUUCACAGGGAUGAGCGCCGUCACCGUAAUACUUAACCCCUACUGGACAUACAAAAAGACUCAGCAGCUCCUCUGCCCCGUGGACUGGAACUUUGCCAAUAGAGCAAUGGAAAACGGCUCAUCCCCAAAACCCAACGGGGACGUGUUGCAGAAGAAAGGGUUGUGACGGCGACAUUAUUAGGCCUCUUCGGGAACCGAUAUAAAAAAAAAAGGGCAGGUGGAGGUAGCUCGGGUAGGCAGGAUCGCGAAGCUUCAGUUUUUUUGAGUUAAGGGACCUGAAACGUAUUUAUUACUAGUCUGCAGUUUUCUUAUCAGUAUUCUUAAUCAAAUAACUGUGACGUUGCAAAUUUGGUUUAAAUAUCUGUGUUGCACACCUGCAUACUUCAAGAAAUGUAGAAGAGAGAACUGAAUACGAGAAAAAGCAGGAGAUGAGUUGGCUGUGAUCCAGUUUUGGGAACCAGCCUUCCAUUUCUUAGAGCUGCCGCAAACACAUUCACCAGAUCACUGUCCAGAAUACUAUUCUGGUUGUCUCCAGAAUGUCACCAGGGACAGGUGGUGUUUCCAGAUGGACCCCCAUCUUUCUAGACUCGCUCUCAGUUUUACAUAGACAUGCUGAGCUCUCUUCAUUAGUCGGUGCUCAUAGCCUUAAACCCCCGCUUGCAAAUAGUGUUGAACGUUAACCUAGUGUAUUUUUUUAAAAAAAUAAUAGAGGUGUAGAGCAGGUGGAGCAAUGUGAUUUGCACGCAGUCGACACCAGAAAAGUGCAAGAGGCAACACUAGUGCAAAGAGAACUGCUGGGCAACUCUAGAAUAGCCAGAUCAUCAAAACAGAGGUAGUUUGAUGAUUCAGAAUGCCAGGGUUGGUCUUACAGGUUUCGUUCCUUAUGGCACCGUACAUGCACAAACAUGCCCCUUUUGCCUCUUGCAGUCAGUGAGUUUAAUUGCCUCCGAGAUGCAGAAUCACCUUUUUGUAGCAUGAACCAGCCCCCCCCCAACCUGGAGACUUCCGGAUCUUUUGGGUUCCCAACUCACUAAUGAUGGUGAGAGUUUUAGUCUAAAAUAUCUGAGGGUAGGCUGCUGCAAACCUUUGGCACCUCUUUCAGAACAGUCCUGACCCCUAUUUUACACUGCACUUUGGGGGCGGUAUGUGUGUAGCCUGAGUGGAGGCCCCUCUGUGCUCAGGCCACAAGGCUGCUGGCACCCCUGCCUGUGGAAAGCCCCCCUAAUGGAACAGGGCUGAGCCAGUCCUUCUGAGCUGGUCUCGCUGCCAUUUGGACAACCGCGUCAGCCCUGCUGCUGUCCUUGCUGCUGUCCCAGCCUGGAGCUGAUGCAGGGAUUGGCCCGAUCUUUGUGCCUCUGCUUCUGUUGCUGCCAUGACCAGCUGGGCUCAGAGGGAUCAGUAGCUCCACUGCACCCCAGAGAGGUUUUAGAUUUCAUCUUUUAAAACGUGUGUCACAUUUAACAGACAGGGGCAGAGAGCAGAUUUUGGAUCUCUUGAGCAGUUUCCAAUAGCUCCCCAACUGGUUGCUAGGAAUUUAGCGAUGAAUAGUACAGUGCAGGCAUCCCCAAACUCGGCCCUCCAGAUGUUUUGGGACUACAGUUCCCAUCAUCCCUGACCACUGGUUCUGUUAGCUAGGGAUGAUGGGAGUUGUAGUCCCAAAAACAUCUGGAGGGCCGAGUUUGGGGGUGCCUGCUCUAGUGGGUGAACUUGCCCUACAGGGCUCACUUAAUUAGUACUGCCUUAACUGCUAAAAGACCCUGAGUGUUUGCCCUUUGCUUCGUAAAUUUAAACUAUAGUUAAAAGGCUAUAUAUAUAUUAAAAAUCCUAUUUAUAAGGUCAGACCUCUAUCCUUCUCAGCCCUAUCCCCUUCACGUGUCGGGUAUUAAGAUGCUUCUGAAAAGGUACCAACAGUUUUUGAAAGGUCCAAGAGGAAAGUCGUCCUUUUAACUUUUCCCAGUGUUAAUGUUGUAAAUCGCUUUGUUUUUUUAAAAGAAGUUGCAGGAAACUUGUUCAAAGAAUCCGUAUUCCAGCAGAAAGUUGUGGAACGCUGACACCUGGUGGCCAUUGCGAUGUAUAGUUCGCUUGUUUUGACAAGCAGAAUAUAUUCAAUCAGCAAAGGAUAUAAUUGCAUGGAGGCAGUUUACCUAAGCUUGCCUGUGAGUUACGUCUGACUGAACUCAGUGGGACUUACGUCUGAGUAGACAGGAUUGCACUGAAAGCAUGCUUGUUCGUUUGUUUUUAUUUAUUUUGAGUGCAUAAUUCUUCCUGCUGUGUAGCUUUGCAUUCCAACCUGUGGUGCAGAGGUGUAAGGGAAACGAGGUUUUUCCAUUCACUAAUGCAUACUGAUGGAACUGCUGGCGGAAAAUUAGCAUGAUGAAGGACAUGUUAAAUGCAGGGUUUUUUCCUCCCUCUCUUCUGAUCCCUCUUCCCUUGGUAAAUAGACAUUAAUGUACAGUUGUGAAGGUCCAGUACAGAGGAAUUACACCCAGGGUAAUGUGCAUUUGUCCUGGCAUGUACUUGGGUGGAGUAAUAGCAGUGAGGGAGCACAUUUUGGUAGCAUAAAUGCAACUAUAGAAAAUUAGCAUUGGAAACUCAAAGCAUGGUGAUUAAUAGCAAUAUUCCAUCCAUUGAUAGAUGGGAGUAUCUGUUCACAGAAGUCUUCCCAGGGUUAAAAGGGUCCUUUUGCGAUCAGAGGAGAAACUUUGGAUCCAACACACAAUAUAUUGUUCUUGUUUAAAGGUACCUGUUACCUUCUACUGUUGCAAUGUCACAGCAAGAUAUGAAACCCCAGGACAUAAGCCGAUGGAACUGAAUAAUUUUGUCGGUGGUUCUCGUUGAGCUCUGUGAGGCAAAGCGAACAUGUCAAAAUCGUUCUUUUUGUAGGCCGCCUUUCCGUAGUUAAAACCGUGCUCGAGGCGGCUUACAAAACUGGGAGAGGUUUACAUAACUGUAUGACGAAAACAGGCGUAAAUAAUAAAUGAAACACAUCCAAAAGUACACAACCAAAUGGAACAAUUUCCCCAUAAACCGUAGCACAGUGGAACCUUGGUUCUUGAACGCCUUGGUACUCGAACAUUUCGGCUCGUGAGCGCUGAAAACCAGAAGUAUUGUAACUCCUUAGAAAUAUUCUGAUACGAACAGAUGAGGAUCGGUGUGCCCUUUGUGUAACCUUGUUUUUAUUUGUAUGUGAAAGCUUAUACAAAAGGGCUGUUCCAGUGGAGAGGGAGGCUGGUCUAAGUCAAGGUGACGCACUUCUGAAACCUUGUGGCAAUGAAGAUUCCUCCCUCCCCCUUCAUUCAGUGGUCUAGUGCUGAGGUUUUCAACCUUUUUGAGUCCACAGCUCCCUUGAUCAACUACAUUUUUUCUGCAGCACCCCUGUAGGGGCCCGGGGGCCCAGUUGUGUCACCCCUUGCAGGGCUGGCAGCCUCUCAACCCUCUUUGAACACCCUCCCUUGUGGGGUGUUUCCUUGGCCUCCUCUCCUCUUACCUCUCCUUGGGAGUCCUCCGGGCAGCCACAGCUACCGCCCCUGGUCUCUGAGCUGCCCCCCACCUCCUCACAACGGUCCCACAGGGGUCUGGGAUUUGUUUGCCCAUUCCCAACAGCAAGGGCUGGCAGACCGGCUGGUUGGGCUCCCUCACCCACUUGCUUGCUUACUCUGAGGCCUCCUCAACUCCUGGCGACCAGCACCCCUUGGUCAGCACCAGGGACGCCAUUCGCCUGGGGGACUUGUAGCCAGGGCUGCUGCAACAAACAGCUGCUCGUGCCUUUGGAAGGCAGAGACUCCAGAGGGCCUCAGAGGAAGGGAGGGAAGGACAGAGGCCAGUGUUGCCCGCAGCACCCCUGAUCAUCAUUCAAGGCACCCCAGGGUGCCAUGGCACACUGAAAACCACUGGUCUGGUGAACUAAGAAGUAUAUUUUGUCACAGAACCUUGGCCUAAUUGUUUUUCUUAGAACUCCCAAGGUGGUUUUCAGCUGCAGCAUUACACACACACACACACACACACACACAGAGUCCAGAAGAUGUGCAAUGUUACAUUUUGGAAUAUAAUCCCCUUGCAGCUUUUGAAAAUGAGUUAACAAGUUCGCUUUACUAGUCUGCUUCUGAUCAGAAGUUCGGUUUCUUGUUUCCCCCAGAGAUCAUCUUCUCUGCGUCUAAAAAGGGGAAGUAGGUGAAAUAAACCUGAAAGGGCUUAUCUUCAGUAUGAGCUUACCUCAGACAAGAGCUGAUCUGAAUUCAACUUGGCCCACAGCCUGUUUACACAGAGCUGGGCAGGUGGUGGGAAAUUUGGGGAAUGGACGCUUCCGUGGUUCAAGCUGUGCAGAAUCAAAAGUCGGCAAAAGUUUUCGUCAUGCAAAAUAUGUAGCAGCAGAAAUCUUGAGUUUAACCCUGUACCUCUUCCACUGUUGGCUGAGGUGGCUGCAUUCACACGUCCUCAUUCCCUCGAUCCGUUCUGCCUGCUGCCGAAAUGUCACUCUCAGCCCCAGCUGAGCCCAUUUUCUCCCUAGUUCAAUAGCAUUUUCCCUUGGUGCAGUUCUGCAAACCUGCAAUAGCCGUCUCUUUGCAGAACUCUGCAUUUUUUUCUCAAAGGUCUUAAAUUACUGAAAAGUGAGUGUGGGGAGAAAAAAAAACAGACUGAGGACAGAGAUCCUUCUGGAAGCUAGCUGCCUAUUGUGCAUAUACAGGUUCUGAUUCUCGUUUUAGCAGAACCAGGUUCCGCGUGGCUUCGUGCUUUAAGGGGAUCAAAUCCUUUCUUUUCCUCCAUGCGUGUUCUUUUCCGUAAAUGUUCCCUGGCAGUUCCAAAUAGUUUUUCUCCCUGCAGGAGGGGCUGCAAAACAGGAAGGCCAUUUGGCAUAGAGGACAAAAUUGCCGUAAGAAGGCAUUUGGCAGGAGGAAAUAGGGCAGUUCAGGGGAGGCUAAGUGCCACCCGUCUGUUCAGUUCUGCCUUGGAUUUCUGUUAUGUUGCCAGGUUUGUUUCCCAGUAUAAUGUCAGUGCUGCAGAGAUGGGACCAAGACAUGUAAGCCAACACCAUGCCUACUUGCACUUUUAUAGUUUAACAUGAGUCUUGAACUUGGGAGGAGGCGGUAGGACUGAAUAGAGGCAACUGUUCUGUCUUAUGUCCUCGAACUGUAAUAAAGAGGGGGCUUAGUCUCUGUCUCCCCCCAUCAGUUACUAUCUGCCACAUGCAACUGGUGUGUGAUCCCUAUUUUUUAAAAAAAUGUUUCUAAUUGUAUAAUAAAGAGUGUUUUAUAUA